AUGUCGUCGGGCUUUGGGUUCAAGGGCACGGCCAACCGGUGCUACUCCUUCUGGAAGGAGGUCGAGCGCUGCAACCGCGAAGCGGACCUUCCCGGCUCGUGCGCCGCCCCCGUCGAAGACUACCUCGAGUGCCUCCACCACAAGAAGGAGUUCUCGCGCAUGAACGCCAUGGUUGUCCAGCAGGAUCGCGAAGCCAAGGGCCUCGGCAGCAGCAGCGCGCCGCAUCAUUAGCCGCUCAGUACUCCGUAGCCCAUCUAGCGCGCAUUGUCGUGCCUAUCGCGAUGUACAGUGC
Saprolegnia parasitica CBS 223.65 is the source of this 292-nucleotide messenger RNA. RefSeq lists its product as hypothetical. The transcript has 4 exons. Lineage: Eukaryota; Oomycota; Saprolegniomycetes; Saprolegniales; Saprolegniaceae. The coding region runs from base 1 to 231 and encodes 76 amino acids. Gene Ontology annotation, biological process: mitochondrial respiratory chain complex I assembly. The record is from RefSeq and is a predicted model, not a curated record.